AUGCAUGAUUUCCUGUGGGACAACCUUGAGAGGUGCCAUUAUCGCAAGCCCACUCCCAUCCAAAAAUUUGCGCUUCCAGCGGCACUGACAGGGAAGGACUGCAUGUGCUGCGCGCAAACCGGCUCAGGCAAGACCUGUGCCUUCCUCCUUCCCAUCCUCAGCUGCCUGGACCUCACGCAGGCCGCAGGCACCGUGGGUAUAAGCUGGGGAGAGCCAUCGGCACCCAAGGCCGUGGUCCUGGCUCCGACGCGUGAGCUCUGCUCCCAAAUCCACCUCGAGGCCAAGAAGCUGUCCUUCAAAUCUCCGGUGCGAGCUGGUGAAGUCUACGGCGGCGUGGACGCGAAGCCGCAGCUGCUUGACCUCGCUCGAGGAGUCGAUAUUGUGACGGCCACACCCGGCCGGCUCACGGACUUCAUCGACCGCGGUGUCAUCACCAUGUGCAAUGUGGGCUUCCUGGUGCUGGACGAGGCCGACCGCAUGCUGGACAUGGGCUUUGAGCCGCAGAUCCGCGAGAUCGUUCAAAAGCGUGACAUGCCAACCUGUCGGGAGGGCCGCAUGACGCUGAUGUUCUCCGCGACCUUCCCCAAGGAGAUCCAGAAGCUCGCGCAAGCCUUCAUGAGGAGCUACAUCUGGAUCGGCGUCGGGCGUGUGGGUGGCGCGGUGGACACGGUGGAGCAGACCUUCAUCGUCACCGGCAACCGAGGCAAGCCUGAUGUCUUGACCAAGGUCCUCAACACGAACCCCACGGACUCCACCUUGAUCUUCGUGGCCAUGAAGCGCACGGCCGCCUGGUUGGAGGGGCAUCUCACUCGCAUGGGCUACAACGCCGCGGCAAUCCAUGGUGACAUGGAGCAGCGGGAGCGCGAGCAGUCCCUCUCCACAUUCAAGAGUGGGAAGAGCACCUUCCUUGUGGCCACUGAUGUGGCUGCCCGUGGCCUCGACAUUCCGAAGGUCUCGCACGUCAUCAACUACGACCUGCCGCAAAACAUUGACUCCUACGUUCACCGGAUCGGCCGGACCGGACGCAUUGGUAACCACGGUUGGGCCACUAGCUUCUAUGUCCCGGCACACGAUGGCCAGCAUUCCAAUGCCAAUGUCGUCAAAGGCCCUAUUACGGCUUCGCAGUUUGUGACUUCCGGCCGCAUACGGCAGCUCUCCGAAGCUGGCGACCAACAUGCCUUCCUUGUACCAGCCCCUCGGAAGCUUCGGAGUCUCAAGCUGUAA
This is a messenger RNA of Symbiodinium necroappetens, 1224 nucleotides long. The record is from the annotation of a GenBank genome assembly. NCBI's taxonomy places the organism in Eukaryota, Dinophyceae, Suessiales, Symbiodiniaceae.